This is a messenger RNA of Mytilinidion resinicola, 3753 nucleotides long. RefSeq lists its product as uncharacterized. Gene Ontology annotation, molecular function: histidine phosphotransfer kinase activity; phosphorelay sensor kinase activity. The record is from RefSeq and is a predicted model, not a curated record. NCBI's taxonomy places the organism in Eukaryota, Fungi, Ascomycota, Dothideomycetes, Mytilinidiales, Mytilinidiaceae. Gene Ontology annotation, biological process: phosphorelay signal transduction system; protein autophosphorylation. The coding region runs from base 1 to 3753 and encodes 1250 amino acids. The transcript is spliced from 5 exons.
AUGCGCCCAGAGGCUACCCGCGAGAGGGAUCUCUAUCGAUACUAUCAGCCAUGGCUGGACGCUCAAAGCCUCGUCGAAGUCCUCAAUCAAGAGCGAGAGGCAGACACAUGGGGCCUCACGUACAAAGGCUACCAGCCACGAUCCUCCCGCGACAAGGCUCUCACGUCUUGGGCACAACUUGCAACGCUUCGCCUCAACGUCAGACGAGGGAUGGUCUCCCUGAUAGACUCAUCACAGCAAUUUAUAUUGGCCGAGGCGACAAAGUCGCUUUCCCUAGUGUCCGACAAUCGGUUCAAAUUAGGGGAUGAGGUAUGGCUGGGAAACACCAUAAUAGCGAGGUGCGAUGGCGUCUGUCACCAUACCUUCGCGUCCACCUACACUGCCCUGGAAGAGGAUGGUAGUACAUACACCGCAGAGGCACUAGUCGUUCCUGAUUUGCGCCUUGACGACCGCUUCAAGAAUCGAGACUAUGUUAAGGGCACUCCGGGCGUGUACUUUUACGCUGGGGUUCCUAUAAAAACGAAGGCUGGACACAAGAUCGGUGUGUAUGCCGUGUCGAGUGAUAAGCCUCGUUUUGGCCUAGACGCAGACGAAUUGAGGUUUAUGGAAGACGUUGCUGCUACAGUUAUGGAGCACCUAGAAAUGGCAAAAGACCGAGACGAUCGAAACAAUGGGGAGAAAAUGGUGCGUGGUUUGGCACAGUUCAUAGAGGGCAUGUGUUCUACGGAAGAUCUUGAAGAAGACCUGCCUCCAAAGCCACCCCUUCAGAGGACCUCCAGCCUAACCUCAUCUCCACACACUGUUUCCGUGAUGGAACGCCAGACUGAGAACUCUCGAGUUGAUAUCAUCGAUCAAACCGAGGUCACCGAAAUCCCAACUGUGCCGAACAACGCAACUGACCCUCUUCCAAGGGAUGCACCCACAAAUGCAGCCUCCACGCCCCAACCUACUGAGCAUGACGCCGCCAGAGUGUUCUCUCGUGCAGCGCAAAUAAUCCACGACUCUACCCGGGCAGAUGGUGUUGUUUUCUUCUCUACCACCGCGAGCAACCUCAUAGGGCAUUCUCCAGACACGUCCACAUCUGGAAAUCCUAUGGAUGUGACCGAUGAGUCCCCGUCGUCGGUGACUGAUAACGAGAUGCAACCCCUGCAGCGGAGACGCCGUGAUAGAGCGAAUUCAAGAGCCUUAUUAUCAUCUGACAGUGGUACUGGAGAUAACGAUUCCAUUGUACAGAAGAAGAGCUUUUGUCCAGUGGUCGCCUGUUCUAUCUCUGAUGAAACAGCUCACAAGUCGAAGCUCUCCUACAAGAGCUUUGCUCUCACUGAAGAAAGCAUGCAAAGAUACAUCAGAAGAUUCCCGUAUGGAAAGUUCUUUAGCUUUACAGAGCACGGAUCUGGUAUCAGCUCUGGGGACGAAAGCCAUGGCGAGGUCAUGGAUCGUAUUCGUGGGGAUGAUAAACGUGUUAGUUCGAUAAAAAGAUCUAAGCAUGAGCCAUUCGUACCUACGGAGCUUCUGAAAGUUCUCCCUGAUGUUCGGAGCCUGAUUUUCUUGCCACUGUGGGAUUUCUCGGAAGGAAAGUACGUCGCCGGGGCUUUCAUCUGGACUGAUCAGAUUGGCCGUCUCAUGAAUCCAGAUAACGAGUUACCGUAUCUGAAAGCCUUUGGUAAUAGUAUCAUGAGCGAAAUCGCACGCCAAAACGCCCAAAAAUCGGACCUUGCAAAAACCACUUUCAUUGCUUCGAUCAGCCAUGAGUUGAGAUCGCCUCUGCAUGGGAUUCUAGGAUCUGUGGAGUUCCUCCAUGAUACUGUCAUGGAUGCCUAUCAAACGGGUCUGCUCUCUUCCAUCGAAACGUGCGGCAAGACUCUCCUGGACACAAUCGAUCACGUCUUAGAUUAUGCUAAGAUUAAUAAAUUGAGGAAGGCCAACACUCGAAAGAAAACAGGAGCUAUAAGAUCUCGUCGAAAUAGCGGCGUCGAUAGUAACAACAUCAUAGGAUUGACUGUCGACUUCGAUCUGAGUGUUUUAGUUGAAGAGGUCGUCGACGCUGUGUGUGCCGGUCAUGCGUUCAAAAGAGCACACCCCCGCAACUUUCAUGACCCCGACGUAUCGCAGGACGCAUCCGGUCCUCCAAGCUUAGUAGUGACAGCUGCGACUAGUGUUCCCACAACCAGCGCAUCACCACUACCACAAGAAUACGCAGGUGAUGAAGUUUUAGUGGUUCUAGAUGUUGACCCUAGACCAAGUUGGAAUGUCAAAACUCAACCUGGAGCUCUCCGGCGCGUCGUUAUGAAUUUACUCGGCAACGCACUCAAAUACACAAAUAAAGGGCAUAUCAUAGUUUCUCUGAAAGCCGAGGCAGAGACAAAUCCUUCAACCAUCAAUGUUCGACUCCGCUUCGUUGACACCGGAAAGGGCAUGUCAGUGGAAUAUCAACGUACCAAGCUCUUCUCCCCCUUUUCGCAGGAAGACCCUUUCUCGGUUGGAACUGGCCUUGGACUCAGCAUUGUGCGUCAGAUUAUAAACUCACUAGGAGGCUCUAUUACCGUUAAGAGCAUUCAGUUCGUCGGAACUGAUAUCGACGUUGUAUUGAGUCUUCCCAUUGCCGAGAGUCCUGUAAUUCAACCAGAGCCUGCAAUCUCCUCAGUAGCUGCAUCCACGAAAGGACUGGCCCUAUGCCUUCUCCAUCACGACGAUGAAGGCGAGGUUCCACAGUCUGAAAACGCGCGGCUUGUUCAUGCAUCUCUCGAGGAAACUUCUUUACAUUGGUUUGACAUGAAUGUCAUUCGUUCGCCGAAUGCGAACGGUGUCUCUGCGGACAUAUUCCUUUAUGCUGAGCCGCCAUCGUUAGAUACGUACUUGACCCGACAUGGCCCGAUCCCAAAAUCGACUCGAGGGGAUAAUCCAAAGCAUGCCCCCAUCAUAGUCAUUUGCCCGAGUGCAACUAGGGCAUUGGAAUUCAAAUCGUCGUUGAUGGCCGAAGGAAGAGUGGUCGAAGCUAUACCACAGCCUUGCGGACCAAGAAAGCUAGCCAGAGUCCUUCAAAAGUGUCUAGAUGACAUACAUAGCAUCAGCAACGGAACCUACGAUGGCCAGGCGUCAUCAAUACCAAGGAUCGCGUCUGCCCCUCCCAAAGCGUCUCAGCAAGUCACCAAUCCUCCUUCCACGAGCAUCAACAAGGAUCGCCUUGCGAUGGCACCCCGGCGACAAUCAGAACACAUAGACCCGUUAAGUUCUCACCAGGAAGGAGUCAUUACCAUGAGCUCGCUCUCCACCGUCACCAACGCCAAUCCCGUCUCCAACCCACCCCCAGGAAAUAAAUCUCUCCGCCCCACUCCCACCCGCACCCCCUCUGCCCGCCAACCCCAAGACCCCGUCCGCGUCCUCCUCGUCGACGACAACCCCAUCAACCUGCAACUCCUCGUCAUGUUCAUGAAAAAGCACAAACUCCCCUACGCCUCCGCCCGCAACGGGCUCGAAGCCCUCGAGACCUACAAAAGCGCGUGCGAAGACCCUAGCAAACGCUUCGACUUCGUACUCAUGGACAUUUCGAUGCCGGUGAUGGACGGCUUGGAGAGCACACGGCAUAUCCGCGCUUUUGAGGAAGGACGGGAGGUGGCGGCGCCGGCGACGAUCAUCGCGUUGACGGGGCUGGCGAGCGCGCAGGCGCAGCAGGAGGCGUUGCGGAGUGGGGUUAAUCAUUAUCUGCCGAAGCCGGUGAAGUUUCAGGAGUUGAGGGAGUUGUUGGAUACGUGA